Messenger RNA from Cylindrotheca closterium, 744 nucleotides. The record is from the annotation of a GenBank genome assembly. Lineage: Eukaryota; Bacillariophyta; Bacillariophyceae; Bacillariales; Bacillariaceae.
AUGCUGCAAGGAAAGAUUAUCGUCUGGCAUUGGGCUCUUCUUGGGAGCGUAUUGAUGGUUCUAGCCUCUUUGCCUACUGCCCAUGGUUUUGUAACACCUAAUUCGCCCCUGUGUCAUCGGAGGUCUCCCUUAUCGGCAAGCACCAAGACAACAGAUGACGGCUAUGACGGUCUGGGGGAAUACGAUCCAUCAGAAGGCAUCAAGCCGGAACGAGAAGUCGUUGUGGGAGACCCACAAAUUCGACUCAAAGAGAAAGAAAGGGAUGUCACAAGUAUCCUGAGAGAGUUGGCAGCUAUUCAGCAACAAGGACCUCAAAAAUAUUGUAUUCUGGGAACACGUCACUGCUCCUACCUCCACCAACAAAUCGUUGAAUUGCUUGCAUAUGCUCUUGUCUUGAGUGGGAAUCAUGUUUUCACUUCUGGAGCUGGAGGGACAAACGCAGCAACAAUUCGCGGCGCACUCAGGGCUGAAAGAGAAGACUUGCUAACAGUUGUACUGCCUCAGAGCAUGGAUCGACAGACAAAGGAAUCUCAGCAAUUGGUUAAGAAAGUGAAGGAUGUUGUUACCAUGCCACAGAAUGAUGAUAUGUCAUUGGAUAUGGCCAGUCGUAUCUGCAAUUCCUAUCUUCUGAGCCAAACAGACCAAUUGAUCAGUUUUGCAUUUCAUGAAUCAAGUACUGUCAUUGAAGCUACAAAGGAAGCAAAAGAGCUUGACAUGCUAGUGACGACUCUCUUUCUUGACUAA